Penaeus chinensis is the source of this 1496-nucleotide messenger RNA. Its product is annotated as lysocardiolipin acyltransferase 1-like. The record is from RefSeq and is a predicted model, not a curated record. Lineage: Eukaryota; Metazoa; Arthropoda; Malacostraca; Decapoda; Penaeidae. Bases 178 to 1260 code for a protein of 360 amino acids. The transcript is spliced from 8 exons. Gene Ontology annotation, cellular component: endomembrane system. Gene Ontology annotation, molecular function: acyltransferase activity.
CCUCGGCCGCUGCGACAACGUAAUCGCGCUCAGGCCGAGGGGACGGGGCUCGCAGUGACGCCCUGACCGUGUGAGGGGAAGGUUGUGUGGUUCUGCCAAACGGGGUUGGAAGGCAGAUGCAGGCGCGUUGAGUCAAGUUCAGCUUCCCUUGGAGAAGAUCGGAAGAUCCAUACUGAAAUGAUCCCCGAGAGAGAGGACGGGGCAGCUGUGAGCUCGGGUCCUCCGCCGCAGAAGCCUGAGUACCCGUCCUCACUCGACGUGGAUGUGUGUGCGGGGCAGAGGGCGGCGCCGGUCGGGUGGCGCGGCUGGGUGAAGGGCGUCACCUACGUCCUCCUGUGGUACGGCUCAAUCGUGAUGGGAUUCUUCUCUCUCUACUGCCCGGUGCUGCCUCUGCUGUUAGUGCACAGGCCUACUUACCGCCGCGCCACAGAAGUCCUUUUCAGCACGUGGGAAAGUUUCGCUGUGGCCCUCAUGGAAGUCCUUUAUGGCGUCCGUUUCUUCCUCUCCGGCGACCUGAUCCGUCCUGGCGAGCGCUCCCUCAUCAUCCUCAACCACAGGAACCGCCUGGACUGGAACUUCUUCUGGGGCGCCCUGGCACACGCCGCCUCGCCGCCCGCACACAACUGCAAGAUCGUCCUCAAGUCGGGCAUCAGGAAGUUCCCGGCCCUCGGGUGGAUCAUGCAGAUGUCUUGCUUCCUGUACAUCCGACGCCGCUGGGAGGACGACCAGAGGCUCAUGGCCAACGUCCUCGACUACUUCAAGGACAUCAAGCACACGUUCCAGGUCCUUCUGUUUCCCGAGGGCACCAACCUGACCCCGGAAACGAAAGCGAAGAGCGAGAGUUACGCCAAGAAGGCCGGCCUGCAGCCCUUCCAACACGUCCUCAUCCCGCGCACGACAGGAUUCACUUACCUCGUCAACAAGAUGCGUUCAGGAGAGCAGCUGGAUGCCGUCUAUGACGUAACAGUGGCAUAUCCCAAGACCCUUCCGCAGACGGAGCUGGACGUCCUGAGGGGCCGCCUACCCGAGGAGGUUCACUUCCACAUAAAGAGGCACCACGCCAGCUCCCUCCCAAGCACUGACGAAGGCCUGAAAGCUUGGCUGAUGACCGCGUGGACUGAGAAGGACGAGUUGCUCCGGACGGCUCUGGGUCAAGGCCACUUCCCGGGGUGCGGCACAGCGACCCCCAACCCCCCUGUCAACGCGUCCUAUUUGUCCAUUCUCUUCUGGAUGCCCUUAACUAUAGGUAAUUCGGUAUAAAGAUUACAUUGAAAUCUCUCUCUCUCUCAUCCGCCCAUCCCCCUCUGUCCCUUGUUGUCUCUCCUUUGGUCCCCAAGAGAGUUGAUACCAUCUCAGAUACGCCCCUUUGUAUGGAAAUGAAGACAGGACAUUUCUUCUUAACUAUAAACAAUAGAGAGCAAGGAAAACAAAGUAUAUACUUAGAAACAGAUGCAAAAACACACAUUUAAGUUGUAUAUAAUUUAGGCACAGACACA